Molecule: messenger RNA, 794 nt
Organism: Eutrema salsugineum
Lineage: Eukaryota; Viridiplantae; Streptophyta; Magnoliopsida; Brassicales; Brassicaceae
Exons: 5
Coding region: 57-500 (147 amino acids)
Biological process (GO): intracellular protein transport; retrograde vesicle-mediated transport, Golgi to endoplasmic reticulum; intra-Golgi vesicle-mediated transport
Cellular component (GO): COPI vesicle coat
Source: RefSeq, a predicted model, not a curated record
AAAUAAUCGUCCGUCAAACAUCCCAAAAGAAAAGAAAACAGUUAAUUAAUAAGCAAAUGAUCCUUGCGGUUCUCUUCGCCAAUUCCGUAGGGAAUGUCUUGAUCGAAAGAUUCAAUGGGGUACCAGUUGAGGAACGGCUGCACUGGAGAUGUUUCUUGGUGAAGCUGGGAGCAGAGAAUCUCAUAGGCGUUAAAAACGAGAAGCUCCUUGUUGCUUGUCACAAGUCAGUUUAUAUAGUGUACACAGUGCUAGGUGAUGUUAGCAUCUUCCUUGUUGGCAAAGAUGAGUAUGGUGAACUUGCUUUGGCAGAAGCGUUCUUUAUCAUCACCGCUGCUGUCAAAGAUGUAUGUGGGAAACCUCCAACGGAGAGACUCUUUUUGGAUAAAUAUGGAAGGAUAUGUUUGUGUCUUGAUGAAAUCGUCUGGAAGGGACUUGUGGAGAACACAGACAAAGACAGGAUCAAGAGACUCAUAAGAUUGAAACCUCCUACUGAAUAUUAAUCUGGCAGCUGAUCAGGAGAAAUUCUUCUACUCAAGAGUUGCGAGCCUACUUGUUUCCAGUUUAAUUCCCUUGAUUGAGAAAGAUAAUGUUCUAUCGCCUUCUGUGAAUCCCUAGUCUUUUUUUUUUUUUUUUGCUCUUAUUCUUGGAUUGAAUCAUUCAAAAAGCAAUGUAAAAAAUGUGGGUAAUGGUUCUUGAGUCAUGGAUCACAUAUACUAUGUGAUAAGACAGAACAGAGCAAGUCAAUAUCAUCACAUCAUUUGAAGUUUGUCAAAUUUGUAAUAGUAAUUUCUAAA